AUGGAUGGACUGGACCUAUUGAUUCACAGGGCAGAAAACAAUUUGAUGGGAACUUCUGUUGACAGUAGCACGCUCUACUUGUGCAAGAUAUUCAUACUAUCGGAACUGACGAUUGAAAACAGUAAAUCUUCAGCGCAAUGCAAUGACGAUGUCAUUCGUUCCUCUAUGGAUGCUGUAUUUCUUAUCAAAGAGGACAUUGAAGAGGAUGAUCUAAAUGCUAUUCAAAUUGUCUUGUGGAGAACAGGUGAUUUCUUUUACAAUAGACGCAAUUACAAAGAUGCCCUACCAUGGUAUCGCCAUGCUUAUACUGCAACACAAUCCACAUUUCACGGGACGGAUAAUGCAAUUAUAUUAGCAAAAAAACUCUCAUUUUGCCAUGUUGAAAGCAAUGAUCCUUAUUCUGCUUAUCAGUGUAUGAAAAGGUGUCACCAAGACCCAUCGAACUGGACUACUGAAGACUUUAUUUUGCUACUCAAGUAUGGAUUGAUGCAGACAACACUGCCUCAAGAUGAGUUGUUGAGUGGCAUUAUGGAAGACGUUAUUGAGUCAUCUUCGUUUCAGCCUCGAUAUUUUGUCGACAUCUUGGAGUACUGUUAUCAAUACGGCAAAAAGAGCUCCAUCUUGGGAGUCGUCAUGGGGUAUAUUACAAAUUAUUACACGGCAAACAAUGUCAACGAAGAUGGAGAUACAGACGCUUUGUAUAAUGCUCAGUGUUUGCAGGUCAAUGUGUUUGUGUGGGUUUUAAGAAAACUCGACUUUAAAUCCAUUGCUGAUUACAUGCUUUCUGUCAUUACUCUGCUGGGAAACAUUGACAUGAACAAGUUCAUACCUGGAAUAAACGACAACAAGGUCAAUUGCAAACUUAUGACUGAUCUCGAAUGGAUGCUGCAGACGUCAUGGAAUCUCGGUCUAUUCUGCUUUAGUGCAGGCAAAAACACCGAAGGAAUGCGCUUGUUUGAUGUGAUUAGUGAGCUAUUUUCGUAUUUCGACAACAUCUCCUACUUUACCAAAGAGCAAGAUCGAGUACGCACAUUUCUCUUUACAGCAUCUUACAUUCUCAUGUACAACAAUGCUUUGGAGAAAGGAGAGGGCUGGUGUCAUGCUAUGAAUGCCAAUAGUCAAACAGUGGUUGACAUGCUUCAGACUGUCAAGAAGGACAGCAACAAUGACGCGAUUAGCAUGCUUGCUAGUGUAUUUGAGCUGGAAAUAUACACACAUCAGGGCGACUUUGACAUGGCCUAUACAUUAUUUGAGACCAUAGAAAGUUUACCCGAGUGCUCCUAUGCUUUACUAGAGCGCAUGGCAGGCAUUGUACUACUCCAUCCUGAAUGUCCUAUGGAUUGUGCUUUUCUCGUCCUAAAGAAACUACACGCAUCAGCUAGGCUUAUUCAGGCAAAUAUUAAUGAUUAUGCAAAAUGGACACGCAUCUUGGUAUCUGUAGCAUUGAAGAGAAAAGUAUCUAUCGAUUUGUAUCAGUGCAUGUCCCAGAUCAUCAACCAAAAAGUGUAUCAGCGUGCAACUUAUCCCCAAAAUGAGCUGUAUUACCUGAUUGUUGUUGCUUGGAAUGAAGGAAUCACAUGUUACUUAAAAUCAGAGCCACAAGGUCAAUAUUGGUGCACUAUCGCAUUUGAAUUGCUGCGUCACUAUACGGAUGGACAUAAAAAGGAUACUCUCGAACAGCAGGUAUAA
Messenger RNA from Mucor velutinosus, 1689 nucleotides. RefSeq lists its product as uncharacterized. Gene Ontology annotation, biological process: regulation of synaptonemal complex assembly. The transcript has 15 exons. The record is from RefSeq and is a predicted model, not a curated record. Bases 1 to 1689 code for a protein of 562 amino acids. NCBI's taxonomy places the organism in Eukaryota, Fungi, Mucoromycota, Mucoromycetes, Mucorales, Mucoraceae.